Penicillium cinerascens is the source of this 496-nucleotide messenger RNA. Its product is annotated as DNA-directed RNA polymerase III core subunit RPC11. Lineage: Eukaryota; Fungi; Ascomycota; Eurotiomycetes; Eurotiales; Aspergillaceae. The transcript has 4 exons. Bases 51 to 404 code for a protein of 117 amino acids. The record is from RefSeq and is a predicted model, not a curated record. Gene Ontology annotation, biological process: DNA-templated transcription; termination of RNA polymerase III transcription. Gene Ontology annotation, molecular function: zinc ion binding; nucleic acid binding; DNA-directed RNA polymerase activity. Gene Ontology annotation, cellular component: RNA polymerase III complex.
GUGUGCACGAUUACUUUGAGCAUUACUGCGUCCCAUUCGGGGCCAUCACCAUGCCGCUCGUCUUCUGCCCCAACUGCGCCAAUGCGCUGACCAUCUCUCGCAUGGAGUCGACGACCCAGUAUCCCAUGGGAAUUAACCGAUUCGAAUGUCGCUCAUGCCCUUACGAACACGCCGUGCAGAUCGAGUACUACGAGAAGACCGAGAUGAAGCAGAAGGAGGUGGAGGACGUGUUUGGCGGCAAGGAAGAAUUUGCUAAUGCCGACAGCGUCGCCACGCAAUGCCCUGCGGAGAGCUGCAACGGGGACCGUGCAUAUUUCUUCCAGCUGCAGAUUCGAAGUGCAGACGAGCCGAUGACUACAUUCUUAAAGUGUACGUCGUGCGGUGCACGGUGGCGAGAGAAUUGAGGACCCCCUGUUGCCUCUAGUGACCGGGAAGUGUUUCAGGACAAAAAUGGCGCAUUUACGAGUUAUGGCGUUUUGGAGAGAUCACAGAGCCA